This is a messenger RNA of Gracilinanus agilis (Agile Gracile Mouse Opossum), 1858 nucleotides long. RefSeq names its product FAD dependent oxidoreductase domain containing 1 (gene FOXRED1). The record is from RefSeq and is a predicted model, not a curated record. The transcript has 12 exons. Gene Ontology annotation, molecular function: oxidoreductase activity. The coding region runs from base 26 to 1486 and encodes 486 amino acids. Gene Ontology annotation, cellular component: cytoplasm. NCBI's taxonomy places the organism in Eukaryota, Metazoa, Chordata, Mammalia, Didelphimorphia, Didelphidae.
GCUCUUCUCCGCGCCCUGGGGUACCAUGUUCCGCGGUGCGCUGCAGCUGGGCCUCUCCCGUGGAUUGCUGAGCCGGGGCCUGCGCACGCGCAGUAGGGGCCCCUUCGAUGACAGAGAUGGGAAAUGGGCAGAGUUUAAGAAAAAAGCUCAGGCAGCCUGGCCUGGAGGAUCCUGGGAGCCUUUUUCUGACACAAGCCACCUGCCCCCAGAACAUGCAGAUGUGGUGAUUAUAGGGGGCGGUGUGAUCGGCUGGUCUGUGGCUUAUUGGCUGAAGCGGCUGGAGGCAAGGAGAAAUGCCAUACGGGUACUGGUGGUGGAACGAGACCCCACGUACUCUAGGGCCUCCACCGUGCUUUCCAUUGGAGGCAUUCGGCAGCAGUUCUCAGUCCCUCAGAACAUCCAGCUAUCUCUCUUCUCCAUUGAAUUCCUCCGUAACAUCAAUGAAUACCUAGCUGUGCCUGAUGAGCCUCCCUUAGAUAUCCAGUUCAAUCCUUCAGGCUACCUUCUGCUGGCUUCAGAAGAAAAUGCCUCUGUGAUGGAGCACAAUGUAAAAGUGCAGAGACAAGAAGGAGCCAAAGUUUCCCUGCUAUCCCCCGAGCAACUUAAAAACAAAUUUCCCUGGAUCAACACAGACGGUGUGGCUUUGGCAUCUUAUGGGCUAGAGAAUGAAGGCUGGUUUGAUCCAUGGUGCCUGCUUCAAGGACUUCGACGAAAGGCUCUUUCUAUGGGGGUCUAUUUCAGCCAGGGGGAGGUCACAGAGUUAGUCUCUUCAGUAAGACCCAUGGUGACUUCCAGAGGGGAGCAAGUAAACAUUAAAAGGAUUUAUGAGGUCCAUGUGAAGAUGAACAACAGCCUGGAGUACCAGCCUGUGGAGUGUGCUAUAGUGAUCAAUGCUGCGGGGGCCUGGUCUGGGCAGUUGUCUGAGCUGGCUGGCAUUGGCAUUGGACCCCCAGGCAGUUUGCAAGGAACCAGACUUCCCGUGGAGCCAAGGAAAAGGUAUGUGUAUGUUUGGCAUUGCCCUCAGGGGCCUGGCUUGGAGGCGCCAUUAAUUACAGACACCAGUGGAACCUAUUUUAGACGGGAAGGACUAGGUGGCUACUACUUAGGUGGCUGUAGCCCCACUGAGGAAGAGGAACCAGAUAAUGGAGAUCUAGAAGUCAGUCAUGACUUCUUUCAGGAAAAAGUGUGGCCCCAUCUGGCCCAGAGGGUUCCAGCUUUCAAUACCCUGAAGGUGCGGAGCGCCUGGGCUGGCUACUACGAUUACAACACGUUUGACCAGAAUGGCAUCGUGGGACCCCACCCGCUGGUGUCCAACAUGUACUUUGCCACGGGCUUCAGUGGCCAUGGGCUACAACACGCCCCUGGUGUGGGACGGGCUGUGGCAGAAAUACUGUUGAGUGGGCAGUUUAACACUAUCGACCUGAACCCGUUCUCCUUCAACCGAUUCUACCUGGGGGAAAAGGUGCUGGAGAACAAUAUCAUCUAAGCUGGUCUGGCUGCCUCUUUGUCUAUGAUGGAAAAGCGACCAAGAGCAAUAUUCUCAGGACAUCAGGGACCAGCAUGCAAGACUUCUGUAGUACCCAAGCCCCUUGUCUUUUUACCUCAGAACUUGUGCCACCCAGGCACUGGAAGGACAGAGAUAACUGAGGCUGGUUCUGGGGACUGCUUCCUGAUCACAACAGGGAACCAGAUUAGUCACAGUACAUUAAGAGUGAUGAAGAAUACUUCAGUGCUGCAGUGCCCAGUGCCUGUCCAAGGAGUGUCUGAGCAUUCUGGGACAGACUGAGCCGAAACUUUUUGACAUUGUUCUUUAUCUUUUUCACCAAGCAAUAAACCCAAUUAACUCCUUCCCCACCAA